Messenger RNA from Amorphotheca resinae ATCC 22711, 1310 nucleotides. RefSeq lists its product as hypothetical. The transcript is spliced from 2 exons. NCBI's taxonomy places the organism in Eukaryota, Fungi, Ascomycota, Leotiomycetes, Helotiales, Amorphothecaceae. The record is from RefSeq and is a predicted model, not a curated record. Bases 282 to 1118 code for a protein of 278 amino acids.
CCCAAACACCAAAACCCUGCACCCAUCCUUCGUGAAGCAGCCCUGGAACUCGCCUUAUCAAUCUCCCUAUGAUAAAUACUCAACUCCGUACCUUCAUGAAUGCGGAGAUACAAUAUUACGCAGGGUAUCUCUGGGCUUCUAUCUGAAUCGCUUAUCCAUCGACCAGUCGCCGCCCGCAGGAGCCACCAGCCUUGUCACUCACUACUUACCACUUCAACUUAGCACAACGGCAACGCAACAGAGAUCUUGAGGUAGGCUGUCGGAUACCACUGGAAAGCAACAUGUUUGUACCGCAGUGGAACAACAGAAAGCGUGAAAGGGACCAGGCGGAUGAUGGCAGUGUUUCAGGCUUCAGUGAGCAUCGUAUGAAACGUCGAAUAGCUACUCUUCCUGAUCGGACCUCGCCCAGACCGACGCGUCAAAUCUCUCCCUUUGUCACGAACUUCACACCGCCGUCUGUCCCUCCAACCAUCACACCCGCCGAUUCCGACUCAGAAGAGACCCCCAGGACUACUACGGAGCCGAAGUCCUUCUUCUCGCCAUAUUCCUCCUCUCCGUCUGGCACAUUCCCGCCUAGCUCACCAUGUGUGGGUGCUGCAAACAGCUCCCAAUCCAGCCACAUGUCCGACGUGGCCGUCUAUUCCGAUGACUAUGAGAUGGCCGACUCAAGCCACCUCUCACCGGCCCCGUAUCGCAAUGAUCCGGCAACCAGCUUAUCCGGACGUGUCCCAACACCGAUCCAUAGCUCAUUCGCAACCCACAUACGUGCCGAGAAAACCUUCCGCCACAGCGACCCCGAUUUCGCAGACGACGAGGCGCUGGUCGAAAGGUUCCGCCGAGGUCGAAGACUACCAAGCCCUAUAAGUGAGGGUGAGAUGAGCCCAAGUAUCAUCACGGAUGGGCUUGGUGGCAUGCAAAUGGACGUUGAGUCUGAAUCGGGAAGGGAGACGCCAACAAAGAAAGGGCAUACCCGGUCAAAGCAUAGUCUCAGGAGUUGGACCGGUGGUGGGGAACUUGGAGUCGGUAUGAAGAGGACUUUCACCCUGGGAUACCGGGCAGAUUGUGAGAAAUGCCGGAAUAAGGUUCCUGGUCACUUCAGUCACAUUAUUACGUCUUGAUGACUAGAUUAAUUUGCCAUGUUAUCAUGGGUGUGAUGAAAGGUCUCCCGCCUCUUCGGGAUUGCAUUGUGUAGCACCUCGACCUCGGCAAGCAUGGCGCUCGGUGUUGGGUUAUCUUUAAUGUAGCUGUUCGCUAUCAUCUGGCGCGGCUUUUAUUAUUUAAUAGAUUCUUUCUCUCAUGACAAGGGAAUU